AAGAAAUGGAGAACUCAACAGAGAUUGUGUCUUUUGUGCUGGCAGCCUAUGGUAAUAUUGGAGAGUUAAAAUACCUGUAUUUCAGUAUAAUGCUGUUAUGGUACCUCUCAAUAUGUGUGGCCAACACAGUUCUUAUUAUAGUCAUAUAUGUGGACAAAAGGUUGCAUGAGCCAAUGUACAUAUUACUAUGUAAUUUAUUUGUGAAUGAAAUCGGUGGCAGCACAUCACUGUAUCCUCUUAUGCUCUCACAGAUGUUUUCAGAUACCCAUGAAGUGACCCUGUCAUGGUGUUUUCUACAGAUGUGUUAUAUCUAUACAUGUGCUUCAGUUGAGUUUUGCAGUUUAGCAGCCAUGGCCUACGACAGAUAUGUCGCUAUCUGUUAUCCUUUACACUACAGUGUCAUUAUGAACACAGGGAGAGUCGGUAUGAUCAUUCUGUUUGUAUGGAUGUAUUCAUUUGUUAAUUUUAUAUUCUCAUUUUCAUUCGUUAUCCAUUUGAAGUUUUGUGGAAAUGUCAUUGACAAAGUGUUUUGUGAUCACCACUUAGUGAUUAAACUUGCAUGUUCAGCUUCAGUAGUCCACAAAAUAUCUGACCUCCUUUUUGCCUUUGUGACCAUUGUUAUCCCAGUUAGUCUAAUUUCAGUCUCUUACAUGAAGAUUUUGGCUGUUUGUCUGAAUACUUCUAAAGAAAACAAACAAAAAGCCGUCUCCACCUGCACACCUCAGAUUGUCUCUCUAUCAAACAUGUUUGUCGGCAGCAUUUUUCACUUUGUUGAUUCCAGGUUUGAUGUUGCUCAUGUACCAGACAAAGUACGCAUUAUUUUAUCUGUGUAUCUCUUCAUUUGCCAACCAAUGGUCACCCCCUUUAUGUAUGGAUAUAACCUACCGAAGAUAAGACAAUCCUGUAAAAGAUUUCUGUUUAAACGAAAAAUAAAUGUUUAGAGCAAGGAUGACUAUCUCUGCUCUGUGGAAAAACA
Messenger RNA from Dicentrarchus labrax (European seabass), 976 nucleotides. RefSeq names its product putative gustatory receptor clone PTE01. Bases 6 to 941 code for a protein of 311 amino acids. Gene Ontology annotation, cellular component: membrane. NCBI's taxonomy places the organism in Eukaryota, Metazoa, Chordata, Actinopteri, Moronidae. The transcript has a single exon. The record is from RefSeq and is a predicted model, not a curated record. Gene Ontology annotation, molecular function: olfactory receptor activity; G protein-coupled receptor activity. Gene Ontology annotation, biological process: G protein-coupled receptor signaling pathway.